GACGAAAUUAUCAUUUAAGCACCGCGCAUUUUCGCUCUACAUCAAUCCAAAGACAAGAUAUCCGCGCAACAGCUUUUCUUCCUAAGCAAAUUCCCCUAUAAAAAGUGUUUAAUAUUUAACUUUAACAUAUGUCUGCUGCAAUUCAAAGAUUUUUUGGUAAAAAGACUCCAGAUGAGCUUGUGAAAAAAUGGAGACAAGAAAUUCGAUCACAACAAAGAGGAAUUCAGCGUCAGAUUCAAGCGAUUGACAAUGAAGAAGCUAAAGUCAAACGUUCAAUCAAACAAGUUGCUAAGAAGGGAGAUGUAAAGAAUUGCAGAAUGUUGGCAAAGGAGCUGAUACGUUCUCAAAGACACAAGAAUAGAUUAUAUACCAGCAAAGCUCAAAUGAACUCCAUCAUUAUGCAGUUAGAGCAUCAAUUAGCUACUAUAAAGGUCGCAGGAUCACUCCAAAAAAGUGGUGAAGUCAUGAAGCUCGUGAAUCAACUUGCUCGUUUACCGGAAAUGUCACAAGUAAUGCAGCAAAUGUCUAUGGAAAUGACCAAGGCAGGUAUCAUGGAAGAAAUGAUUGGCGAUACGAUGGAUAUGAUGGAUGAUGAUGAUAUUGAGGAAGCAGCAGAUGAAGAGGUCAAUAAUGUAUUAUUCCAAAUAACCGAUGGCAUGCUUGGGGAGGCAGGAAAUGUUGGCCCUGCUCUCGAGUCAAGACCAGCGGUCGAAGAAGAAGAAGAGGAGGAUGAGGAGGAAGGCCCUGAAUUAGAUAUGAUGCAAAAGCGUUUACAGGCAUUAAAGGGAUGAUACACCGAAGCUUCUGUAUAUUAAAGGAUAGAGGAUACACAAUAUAUUAUUAAUAAAACAAGCCUCUUUCCAUACAUCUU
This is a messenger RNA of Mucor mucedo, 871 nucleotides long. Its product is annotated as Snf7-domain-containing protein. The transcript has 5 exons. NCBI's taxonomy places the organism in Eukaryota, Fungi, Mucoromycota, Mucoromycetes, Mucorales, Mucoraceae. Gene Ontology annotation, biological process: late endosome to vacuole transport; protein transport; endosome transport via multivesicular body sorting pathway. The record is from RefSeq and is a predicted model, not a curated record. Gene Ontology annotation, cellular component: ESCRT III complex; multivesicular body. The coding region runs from base 129 to 791 and encodes 220 amino acids.